ACUGAUCAGCUGUGUAGUGUUGUGUCAUUGUCAAAUCAAAAUUUUUAUUAUUUCUUGAAGAAAUCGUUCAAAAAUACCCAGAAAAUGUCGAUUGGAAAAAUAUUAGCGCUUGAUAAAGUAGCGACGUUCUUCAAUAUUAUCCGCCAAAAUGGUGGCAUAAGAGCUUCUCUUUACAAACUUUACAGACAGGACGAGCUGAAGGACGGAGUUCUAGUUGGCGAGGACAAAUAUGGAAACAAGUACUAUGAGAACCCUCGGUUCUUCUACGGCCGGAACCGUUGGGUGGAGUACUCCGACAACUAUAACAUGAAUUAUGAUGGCAGUCAGAUCCCAGCUGAAUGGUUUGGUUGGAUGCAUUACAAGACCGAUCUACCACCGCACCAGGAUCCCAGCAGACCUCAUUACAAAUGGAUGAGUGACUUCACAGAGAACUUAUCGGGUACCACCGGCCAGUAUACUCCAUACAGCACCACCAGACCCAAGGUUGAGGCAUGGGUGCCAAAGCCGAAGACUAGCCAGUAAUUGAAAUUACCACACGCUUAUUCUGUUAUGUACUAAAAAUCUAAAUCUAUCUCUAAAAGUCUUUUGUUUUAAAAAAUCUUUAUUGUACAUAAUUUAUAUUCGACUUAUUAAAUGAUUUAAUUACAAUGGCAGAUUUAUCCCAUAAAGGGAUCUCUUACAGUCAACCUUUGAGAAGCUGAAAGAAAACUGUAGAAGGUUCAAGGGUAAAAAUAUAAUUCUCUAAAAAUUUAAAUUUAUCUGUAAAAUAUAUUAUAUAUAUAUAUAUAUAUAUAUAUAUAUAUAUAUAUAUAUAUAUAUAUAUAUAUAUAUAUAUAUAUAUAUAUAUAUAUAUAAAACGUCUGUUUGUCUAUUAUAAAGACAUGUUUACUAUGGGUAGGGUAGACAAAGUAAUUACAUUUCAGAACUACACAAUACUGUUUGUUUCAAUGACCUAGUUUUAAGUAGAAAAUUAAAUAAAACUAUUUAUAAAAUUAUAUAA
Messenger RNA from Galleria mellonella (greater wax moth), 1000 nucleotides. RefSeq names its product probable NADH dehydrogenase [ubiquinone] 1 alpha subcomplex subunit 12 (gene ND-B17.2). Gene Ontology annotation, biological process: mitochondrial respiratory chain complex I assembly; response to oxidative stress. The record is from RefSeq and is a predicted model, not a curated record. The transcript is spliced from 4 exons. Lineage: Eukaryota; Metazoa; Arthropoda; Insecta; Lepidoptera; Pyralidae. The coding region runs from base 85 to 522 and encodes 145 amino acids. Gene Ontology annotation, cellular component: membrane.